AUGGCAACCAAGAAGCCCCCCAUGAGCGCCUCUGCUUUGGACAGCUCUGAUGCCUCACUCAAGCCAAUUAACUUUCUCCGCGGCUGGCCUGCGCCGUCUCUGUUGCCGGCCGCCGCUCUCCAAAAGGCCACCACGGCCGUGCUCUCUGACCCCGCCAUCUCCGUGCCCGCGCUCCAAUACGGACCGGACCCGGGUUAUCAGCCCCUGAGAGAGAACCUCGCGUCGUGGCUCUCCCGCUUCUACGGGACGCAGGAGAGCGCCGAAAGGAUCGCGGUCACGGGCGGCGCGUCCCAGAGCGUCGCCUGCGUUCUGCAGAGCUAUACGGACCCGAGCUACACGCGCGCCGUGUGGAUGGUGGCGCCGUGCUACUUUCUUGCCGCCGGCAUCUUCCGCGACGCCGGUUUUGAUGGCAGGCUGAGGGCCGUGCCCGAGGGUAAGGAGGGCAUCGACCUGGAAUACCUCGCGCGGGAGGUCGAGAAGCUGGAGAAGGACAACCGCGGCAGGGGGUCGGAGGACAGGCCUCUGUACAAGGACCCGGCGCCCUACCGGAAGAUCUACAGGCAUAUCAUCUACUGCGUGCCGUCCUUCUCGAACCCCUCCGGGAAGACCAUGACCCUGGGGCGGCGGCGGGCGCUGGUCGAGCUGGCUAGGAAGUGGGAUGCGCUGGUGGUGUGUGACGACGUCUACGACAUGCUGCAGUGGCCCAUCAUCGCCUCGUCCCCUACCGCCACCUCGCCGCUCUCUCGCGACGACCCCGGCCAUCCGUCGACGCUGCAGGGCGCCAUCCUUCCCAGGCUGGUAGACAUCGACAUGGAGCUGGGCCCGAGCCCGCACGACCCCCAGGGCCAACAGUUCGGCCACGCAAUGAGCAACGGCAGCUUCUCCAAACUCGUCGGGCCCGGUAUGCGAACCGGUUGGGUCGACGCGGCGCCCGAUUUCGCCGCCGGCGUCUCGCAGACGGGCUCGACGAAAUCGGGUGGCGCGCCGAGCCAGUUCAGCGCCGCGGUGUUGUGCGAGCUGCUUCGCAGCGGGGAUCUGGAACGGCACAUCGAGAACAGCCUAAAGCCCAGCUACCAAAAGCGGCAUGCGCUGAUGGUCAACGCGGCCCGGCGCGCCCUGGACCCCCUCGGCGCCGAGGUGCGAGUUAGUAGCUUGGAGGGCGACAAGGACAAAGAGCAUAUCUUUGGUGGUUAUUUCCUAUGGAUACAUUUCCCGGACGGCCCCGACUCGAAGCUCGUCGCGGACCGCUGCCGAGAGGAGAACCUGGCCAUCGGAUAUGGGGCUUUGUUUGAAGUGCCAGGUGAUGAGGAUGCGGUAAAGCUGGACAAUGAUGUUCGUUUGUGUUUCGCUUGGGAAGACGAGGAAGAUCUAGUGGAGGGCGUAGAGAGACUUGGCCGAGUCGUUGAGGCCUUGAAAAAAGAAGGCGGCGAUGCGGUUAGUCCGAAACAAAUCGCUACAGGUCGUAGUGGAAAUAUGGACGAGUUCAAAUGA
Molecule: messenger RNA, 1491 nt
Organism: Truncatella angustata
Lineage: Eukaryota; Fungi; Ascomycota; Sordariomycetes; Amphisphaeriales; Sporocadaceae
Product: pyridoxal phosphate-dependent transferase
Exons: 1
Coding region: 1-1491 (496 amino acids)
Biological process (GO): biosynthetic process
Molecular function (GO): L-2-aminoadipate:2-oxoglutarate transaminase activity; pyridoxal phosphate binding
Source: RefSeq, a predicted model, not a curated record